AUGGGGAACUGUUUCGUGGCGAGGAUCAAGGCGGAGAGCCCUUUCCACAGCGUUUCUCCCUCAGGUGAGCACCAAUGGCAUCCACUGUGAGCAGAAUUAUUAUUCGAUUCCUCCUUCCCCACGCAUCGGCGGAUUUUGUUUCCCUUCGUUUUUUUCCUUGUCGACCGAGUGAUUCAGAUCCCGGUCCAGUCUUCUGUGCGAUUUCUUCCGAAUAAUUUGGAUUUAGCAGGAGACGUAGCCCCUCCUGCUUCGAUCUAAAUCGCCAGCUCUUGAGGCAUUGCUUCCCCGCUCUUCUUCUUCUUCUUCCUUCGAUGAUCACAUAAGGGGUCAUCAUCGAUUCUCCUUUUUUCUCCCCCCUGCAACGGAUUGGAUGACACCAUGUGUGGAUCUCGCAGGUCCGAAUUCCCACUGUCCGAGCGUUUCCGGCAGCAUGGGUUCCUCCGUCUCGGUUCCCCCGACACCCCGGAGCGAGGGGGAGAUCCUCCAGUCUCCCAACCUGAAGAGCUUCACAUUCAGCGAUCUGAGGAGCGCGACGCGGAACUUCCGCCCUGACAGCGUGCUGGGCGAGGGCGGCUUCGGCUGCGUCUUCAAGGGAUGGAUAGACGAGAACUCGUUCACCGCCGCCAAGCCCGGGACCGGCAUCGUCAUCGCGGUGAAGAAGCUCAACCAGGAGGGUUUCCAAGGCCACAAGGAGUGGCUGGUGAGCCUCCUCUCCAUUCGCCCAGAUUCCAUCCCCCAUUGGACUCCAAAAUUCAGACUCCCCUGGCUGAAGAUCGUCCGGGAAUUCUCCGAUAACAAUUUUUUUUCCGCAGAUUUAGAGCUUCAGCAAUCGCCGUUUGAUCCCCUCACCUCCCCCCUCUCUCUCUGUCUUCUGACAUGGGAUUCCUUCGAUUCUCAGGCGGAGAUCGACUACCUCGGGCGGUUCUACCACCCUAACCUCGUGAAACUAAUCGGAUACUGCCUCGAGGAUGAGCAUCGGCUGCUGGUCUACGAGUUCAUGCCGCGGGGGAGCUUGGAGAACCAUCUCUUCAGGAGUACGCGCCACCCCUUCCCGCCUUUCACCUUCGUCUUCCACCUGACAUGGGAUUCUCAGCUGCCCCUCCAUUGUCGUCGCUUGCAGGGGGCUCCUACUUCCAGCCGCUGUCAUGGAACCUGAGGAUGAGAGUCGCCCUCGGCGCUGCCAAGGGGCUGGCCUUCCUCCACGGCGCUCAGACCAAGGUCAUCUACCGGGACUUCAAGACCUCUAACGUCCUUCUCGAUUCGGUGAGUAGGGAGAUGACCCUCCUCUCUCUUCCUCUCCCUCGACCCCUUCGUCGUCUCCGCUCCCUUCUGAGACUUCUUUCUCUUCGCGGAGUUGCAGAACUACAAUGCCAAGCUCUCGGACUUUGGUCUGGCCAAGGACGGCCCCACGGGGAACAAGAGCCACGUCUCCACGCGAGUCAUGGGCACCUACGGAUACGCGGCCCCCGAGUAUCUGGCCACCGGUGAGUCCCUCUUCUUCUCCUUCUUCGGAUUGUAUGGUCGGAGGGUUGACCUGAUUCUCGUUGCUGCUGCUGUGGGCGAAGGUCAUUUGACGGCGAAGAGCGACGUGUACAGCUUCGGGGUGGUGCUGUUGGAGAUGCUGACGGGGCGGCGAGCGGUGGACAAGAACCGGCCCUCCGGCGAGCACAGCCUGGUGGAGUGGGCGAGGCCCUACCUCGCCAACAAACGCAAGGCCCUCCGCAUCUUCGACGCCCGCCUGGAAGGCCAGUACUCCGUAGCGGCGGCGCACAGGGCCGCUGCCAUGGCACACCGCUGCCUCUCCACAGAGGCCAGGUGCCGCCCCAACAUGCAGGAGGUUGUCUCCACUCUGCAAGCCCUCCAAGACGCCGCCGUCAAGGACGUCUCCUCUGCCGCCGCCGCCGCCGCUAGGGCCCCGCGGGCCGUCGCCGGCAUGGGCGGCGGCGGCGCCGUCCAGGGGUACAGGUACUCCGGCAGGGCUGUGAAUGGGAUGGCCGUCGCUUACCCCCGCCCCUCCGCUUCCCCUUUACGCGCCUAG
Messenger RNA from Spirodela intermedia, 2038 nucleotides. NCBI's taxonomy places the organism in Eukaryota, Viridiplantae, Streptophyta, Magnoliopsida, Alismatales, Araceae. The record is from the annotation of a GenBank genome assembly.